This is a messenger RNA of Scleropages formosus (Asian bonytongue), 2834 nucleotides long. It is a transcript of the gene yes1, whose product is annotated as YES proto-oncogene 1, Src family tyrosine kinase. Lineage: Eukaryota; Metazoa; Chordata; Actinopteri; Osteoglossiformes; Osteoglossidae. Gene Ontology annotation, molecular function: protein tyrosine kinase activity; protein binding; ATP binding. The record is from RefSeq and is a predicted model, not a curated record. The transcript is spliced from 12 exons. Gene Ontology annotation, biological process: protein phosphorylation. The coding region runs from base 659 to 2272 and encodes 537 amino acids.
AUUUUACAACAUAAACGCGAGAAAUUGCUUUAAUGAGCGGCGGAGCGCAGUUUUAACACGUCUGGAACGUCUCUCGCCGUGAUUUACUUUUUAUUAUUUAUUAGUUGCGAUUUAUUUAAUUUUUUUUUUUGCAGGGACCCGAAAGCUGGAGAGCGGGGUGGCCGCUCCACCUGCGAGCUGCUAUCGCUUCUCCUGCCCCCGUCUCCAGCUGUUCUUUCCCCCUGGAAGGCAGGAAGGCGGGCGGCCAUGUUGUCGGACGGCUCCUAAGUUCGGGGGCGAGGACGCGCACGGGGUGGACGCGCACAGGAACUGGGAGUCAUUUUCGCCUUUUGUUGUGCGGGCUCAGCUUUUCUCCCCCAUGCCGGGCUAUUGUUAGUGGCGCUCUUAUUUCGUUGACAUUUUUGUUUCCAUUGUGUAGCCCGCCCCGGGCCGGUGCUCUUCAUCGGCCCACUUUGUGCGCCCCGGCGCGGUGUUUUGUUCUACCGGACUUCGCCGACAUGGCAGAGACUGUGAUUCCAAGUUGGAAAUAACGACCGCGGCGCCACCAGCUUACCGAGGCCGAGAAGUAGUACCGCCGCGUGAGGGGAGAGAGAGCAGCAGGCGCGCAGGAGGGAGCGGCGCGUGCAGCUGAGGACGGGGGUCUUCCACAGACGCGAAGAUGGGCUGCAUCAAGAGCAAGGAGGACAAGGGGCCGGCGAUGAAGUACAGACCAGAGAACACGGCGGACUCGGUGAGCGGCCACGUGGGCCACUAUGGACCCGAGCCCACGCAGCUGGACCCGACUCCAGCAGUGGGCUACAACAGCCACUCGGUCACGCCCUUCGGGGGCUCCUCCAUCAUAGCACCUUUCGGCGGGGCAUCAUCCUCCUUUUCCGCAUCGGCGACCAGCACGUUCCCAGGCUCCGUCUCAGGUGGGGUUACGUUUUUCGUGGCCUUGUAUGACUAUGAAGCCAGAACAUCUGAUGACCUCUCGUUCAAAAAAGGGGACAGGUUUCAGAUCAUUAACAACACGGAGGGGGACUGGUGGGAAGCUCGUUCCAUCAACACGGGGAAGAAAGGAUACAUUCCCAGCAACUACGUGGCCCCCGCGGACUCGAUUCAGGCUGAGGAAUGGUACUUUGGUAAAAUGGGACGCAAGGAUGCUGAGCGGCUUCUCCUGAACCCCGGGAACCAUCGAGGCACCUACCUGGUUCGAGAAAGUGAAACUACUAAGGGCGCCUACUCCCUGUCUAUCCGGGACUGGGACGACGCAAAGGGAGACAAUGUGAAGCACUACAAAAUUCGGAAACUUGACAACGGCGGCUAUUACAUCACGACGCGGGCGCAGUUUGAGACGCUGCAGAAGCUGGUGAAACACUACACAGAGCAUGCCGAUGGCCUGUGCUACCGGCUCACUGCCGUGUGCCCCACUGUGAAGCCGCAGACGCAGGGCCUGGCCAAGGACGCCUGGGAGAUCCCGCGCGAGUCCCUGCGCCUGGAGGUGAAGCUCGGUCAAGGCUGCUUCGGAGAGGUCUGGAUGGGCACCUGGAACGGGACCACCAAGGUGGCCAUCAAGACGCUGAAGCCAGGCACCAUGUCGCCUGAAGCCUUCCUGCAAGAGGCGCAGAUCAUGAAAAAGCUUCGCCACGACAAGCUGGUGCCGCUGUAUGCCGUGGUGUCCGAGGAGCCCAUCUACAUCGUCACGGAGUACAUGGCCAAAGGAAGUUUGUUGGAUUUCCUGAAGGAAGGAGACGGCAAGUUCCUAAAACUGCCCCAGCUUGUUGAUAUGGCUGCUCAGAUAGCGGAUGGAAUGGCCUUCAUCGAGCGCAUGAACUACAUCCACAGAGACCUGCGGGCAGCCAACAUCCUCGUCGGCGACAACCUGGUGUGCAAGAUUGCCGACUUCGGCCUGGCCCGCCUCAUAGAGGACAAUGAAUACACCGCGAGACAAGGAGCCAAGUUCCCCAUCAAGUGGACGGCACCCGAAGCCGCCCUGUACGGCCGCUUCACCAUCAAAUCGGACGUGUGGUCCUUUGGCAUCCUGUUGACGGAGCUGGUCACCAAGGGCCGGGUGCCCUAUCCAGGCAUGGUGAACCGCGAGGUGCUGGAGCAGGUGGAGCGGGGUUACCGCAUGCCCUGCCCCCAGGGUUGCCCCGAGUCGCUCCACGAGAUGAUGAAGCAAAUGUGGAAGAAGGACCCAGAUGAGCGGCCUACCUUCGAGUACAUCCAGUCCUUCCUGGAGGAUUACUUCACGGCCACGGAGCCGCAGUACCAGCCGGGAGACAACUUGUAGAGCCACGACCCCCGCUGCGUGCCGUCCCGCCGCCUCCUCGCCUCGCCCCGGGCCGUUCAGGAAAGGCGCGCUCUGAGAGACGAACAGGGACAGGGGCGCAGCGGCCGGACAACCCGAGAGCGUCAAGCCACAAGUCGUGGGCUGUGAAAAGGCAAACUGGAAACUUGACUGGUGCACAAACCACUGCUCUUUUUUCAUUUCAUAGACCUUUCGAUUUCAUUAGUUUAAUUUUCAGUUUAAUUUCCCAGUUAUAUGUGUCAUGUCGCUAAUCCCGGACACAUCGCCAACGGUUAUUUCAAGUAGACGUUCUUCGUUCGAUGGACAAUUUUAUUAUUUUUUUUCCUUUUUGUUUUUACCUUGGCUCAACUGUACAUUUCAAAGUGACCAAUUUUAGUGUAUAAUGUUUAAAUCCUGUAAAAUCACGAACGUGUUGCUCCGUACUGUGAACUGACCGAGAGGGCAGCUGCGUGAAGCUGUUCAGAAUGCGCAUUAAGAUGCUGAUUAAGUAAAAGGUGCAGCGAGGAACUGGGGAAGAGAGAAUAAAAGCAGUGCUUUUGGCACA